ACCAGAGCACAGAGGGUGGGUUGUGUUUUUUUCAUCUCUCUCUCUCUCUCUCGCUCUCAUUAUCCCUGGUGAAUUUUUUUUUCCUAUUUGAAGGCAGCUGGACAGGCAGCACAUUAAUAGAUUACAUUCAGGAUUUCAGAUUGUUAACAGCAACAAGGGCUGCGGCUUGGAGACAUCCAAAGAGAAAGCCCUGGCGGUCGACACGUCGCUCUUUGGUGGGGAAAAGCCCAACUUUUCCAAACAGAGGCACAACUUUUCAGGGGUCCAAAGCAACACUUCUUCUUCCAAGCCUAGGUUGACCUCCUUCUUUGCUUGACAAGAAAGCCGCACCAAGAAGUCUCCAUGGAUGAAUGGGAUCCUCCGCAGUGGAAGAAAGAAGUCGAAAGCCUUAAGUACCAGCUGGCUUACAAGCGGGAGAUGUCCUCCAAAACAAUUCCCGAGUUUCUGAAGUGGAUAGAAGACGGGAUCCCAGAAGAUCCAUUUCUCAACCCAGAGCUGAUGAAGAACAACCCAUGGGUGGAGAAAGGAAAGUGUGUCAUCCUCUAACCCACGGCCAACAUCGACCAUGGCGGAGAAAAUGGCUUCCUUAUUCCAAAAAAUAUUAUUUUUGAGUUAAUUCCAACAACUCAAAAAAAAAAAAAAGUUGCAUGAGAUCAGAACGUACCAAGUUUUUACUAGCUUUCCACUAAGGCUAAAUUCACUUCCAUGCCCCUUUUUCUUAGUGCAGCGGGUUUUCAGUAGUGGCUCAAUUGGAAAUGUUUCCAAAUUUUGGGAAGCACAGGGUUUUUCUCCCUUCUUUGGAUGGGAGGCAGCAUUUCAUUCUUGAACGAAGAACAAAACGUGUAUGUACAUAUCUAUAUAUAGAUGAGAUAGUCUUGUGCCCUCUAGAGCAGAAUUGAGUUUUCUGGGAUCCCUCCAUAUUACCGUCUUUGGGAACAAUGCCAGCAUCUGUAUAUUUUCCCAAGUGGUGAGAAAAUCCAUGCUGAACAAGGCAUUGCUAUUCCCAAUUGGCACUUUUCUGGGAACAUCUAUUGCAGUGGCUUUGUAAUUAUUUCAAAAUGCCCUCUUCCCUUGUAAGAUGCUUUUUGCCCUGGUCCACCAUUUGGAAAUAAAAG
This is a messenger RNA of Sceloporus undulatus (fence lizard), 1115 nucleotides long. RefSeq names its product G protein subunit gamma 13 (gene GNG13). Gene Ontology annotation, biological process: sensory perception of taste; phospholipase C-activating G protein-coupled receptor signaling pathway. NCBI's taxonomy places the organism in Eukaryota, Metazoa, Chordata, Lepidosauria, Squamata, Phrynosomatidae. The transcript is spliced from 3 exons. Gene Ontology annotation, molecular function: G-protein beta-subunit binding. The record is from RefSeq and is a predicted model, not a curated record. Gene Ontology annotation, cellular component: heterotrimeric G-protein complex. The coding region runs from base 343 to 546 and encodes 67 amino acids.